UCAGUGCUACACCUCCCUGAUCUACUGAAGGACAUGUUUGUUUGGCAGAGGUGGGCCGUUGCCUCCUGUGUGACCCUCCUGUGGCUUGGGAGGGUCAGCUUUGGGGUGCCAGAUCCUGCUCGGAGAGAACAGCUACUGCGUGAUGAGGCCUCUCGACAGACAGGGGGCAAGAUGUCUUUGUCCAUUGCUGAGCAAAAACUGAAUUCGCAUCUGCACAAGCUGAAGCUGCAGGAGAUGUCAGCUACAAAGUUUCCCCCUGCCAUGCACUUCUUCAGUGCAAAACCUCUCAUUCAAAACAGCCCUGUUUAUAAACUAAUACAAAAGAUGCCCAAAGGAGCUGCCCUCCACAUUCACAGCACAUCAAUGGUCAGUGUGGAGUGGCUGGUGAAGAAUGUGACCUAUAGGCCUCACUGCUACAUCUGCUUCACUUGGGACAAUUCCGUCCGCUUCCUCUUCUCUGACAAACAGCCUUUCCCCAGAUGGGACUGCUUGUACUGGCAACUGUUGGAGGCACUCAGAGCUAGGAUAGGAGAUCCAACAAGAUUUGAUGAUAGCUUAAUGCAGCACCUCACACUAUUCACGGAGGACCCUGAAAGGGAGUACCCAAAUCAGAAUGUAGUUUGGGAGAAAUUUGAGAAAGCCUUCAUUGCAGCUGCGGGACUAAUUACUCAUGCUCCUGUGCUAAGAGACUACAUCUACAAAGGCUUAGAGGAGCUUUACUAUGACAACAUUAUGUACCUGGAGUUGCGCAGUGGCCUAUCAAGGACAUAUGAGCUUGAUGGCACCAUUCAUGACAAAGUGUGGACUCUUAAAGUCUUUCAGGAGGUCACACAAAUGUUUGUGCAAGAUCAUCCAGACUUUCUUGGAGCUCGUAUAAUCAUUUCUGCCCACAGGGCUCUGGGAGUAUCUGAGGUGAAAACAGUUGUGAAAGAAGCUAUUCAACUGCAGAAGGACUUUCCAGAUGUGGUGGCUGGCUUUGACAUAGUUGGCAGAGAAGAUGAUGGGCGGACACUCUGGUUUUUUAGGGAGGCACUUUCUUUGCCUGCACAACUUGGUGCCACUCUUCCCUUUUUCUUCCAUGCUGGAGAGACAGAUGAUGAAGGAUCAGAUGUGGACCAAAACAUUCUGGAUGCCCUUUUGUUCAACACAUCUCGUAUUGGUCAUGGCUAUGCUAUAGCUCAUCACCCUCUGGCCAAAGAGCUAUCCCGAAAAAGAAAUAUAGCUGUUGAAUUAUGUCCCAUUUCUAACCAGGUGUUGAAGCUGGUUUCAGAUCUGAGAAACCAUCCCGCUGUUGUGCUGAUGUCUGAGGGCCACCCACUGGUCAUCAGCUCAGACGACCCCUCUCUGUUUGGAACGUCAGGCCUUUCAUAUGACUUUUACCAAGCCUUUGUUGGAAUAGGUGGACUCAAGGCGAAUCUAGGCACUUUGAAGGAACUUGCUUCUAAUUCAAUAAGGUGUAGCUCACUACCCACUAAUCUGAAAAACAAACUCCAUGACAUGUGGCUGGAAAAAUGGGAUUUGUUUAUUGCAAACAAUAGUUGACCAUAAGUGGCUGUUUGAUGUAUUGGCUUCAGAGAA
This is a messenger RNA of Periophthalmus magnuspinnatus, 1578 nucleotides long. RefSeq names its product adenosine deaminase 2b (gene ada2b). The transcript is spliced from 9 exons. Gene Ontology annotation, molecular function: adenosine deaminase activity. NCBI's taxonomy places the organism in Eukaryota, Metazoa, Chordata, Actinopteri, Gobiiformes, Gobiidae. Gene Ontology annotation, biological process: inosine biosynthetic process; adenosine catabolic process. The record is from RefSeq and is a predicted model, not a curated record. Bases 34 to 1542 code for a protein of 502 amino acids.